Messenger RNA from Nelumbo nucifera (sacred lotus), 780 nucleotides. Its product is annotated as putative germin-like protein 2-1. Gene Ontology annotation, molecular function: manganese ion binding. The record is from RefSeq and is a predicted model, not a curated record. NCBI's taxonomy places the organism in Eukaryota, Viridiplantae, Streptophyta, Magnoliopsida, Proteales, Nelumbonaceae.
UUCUAUAUUGAAAAACAAUUACAAGUGAAAAUGGGUGCUCAGAUGCUUGCAGUUCUUGCCCUCUUGGCCCUAUGCUCUCAAGCUUUAGCAUCUGAUCCAAGUCCCUUGCAAGACUUCUGUGUUGCCAUUAAAGACACCGACUCUCGUGUGUUUGUGAACGGGAAGUUCUGUAAGAAUCCAUACUACACAACAGCAGAUGAUUUCUUCUUUUCCGGCCUUGACAAGCCCGGAAAUACAUCCAACUCCGUUGGCUCCAAAGUCACUCCUGUAAAUGUUAUGCAAUUGCCUGGUCUCAAUACUCUUGGCAUCUCCAUGGCCCGCAUAGAUUAUGCUCCCUACGGUCUCAAUCCGCUUCACAUGCACCCCCGAGCCACCAAGGUUCUGGUUGUGUUGGAGGGCACACUUUACGUGAGCUUCGUCACCUCCAACCUGGAUAAUCGCCUCUUUACCAAGGUCCUUAACAAGGGAGAUGUGUUUGUGUUUCCUAAAGGUCUCAUUCACUUCCAGUUCAAUGUGGGGCACACCAAUGCGGUUGCCUUUGCUGGUUUGAGCAGUCAGAACCCUGGUACAAUCACUAUUGCUAAUGCUGUGUUUGAAGCCAAGCCACCCAUCAAAAACGAUGUUCUUGCAAAGGCUUUCCAAGUUGACAAGAAGGUGGUUGAUUACCUUCAAGCUCAGUUCUGGAUGGAUAACAACUAAAACAAACAGCACUACUGCUCCUAAUUAUAACUUAAUAAAUAUAAACUCCAUUCCUACUUUAUUGUGUUAGUAGCUGUUGGA